Messenger RNA from Clonostachys rhizophaga, 1551 nucleotides. The record is from the annotation of a GenBank genome assembly. NCBI's taxonomy places the organism in Eukaryota, Fungi, Ascomycota, Sordariomycetes, Hypocreales, Bionectriaceae.
AUGACGGACGUGGACAUUGAUCACUGGUGUGAACAAUUCUUCCGUCAAGGGUUUGGCACUGUUUUCGAGCGGUUAGUAGGAAACUAUGGGUGUCCGCUGGUUAGCAAUCUAUUCGAUAAUGGGGAUAAUACGAUCACCAUUUUCUACGAUCUUGACUCUCUUCUAGAAGAGCAAUUCAGCAACGAAAACUCGGGUUCAAGCAACCAUGGUGUAACCAGUCGUAGAAAGCUGCAAAGAGAACAAGCAUCUAGGUCUCUGCAUCUGUCUAUGAAGUCAUUUGCUGUCUGUUGGCUCCCAACUACACUUGAGGAUAGCUCUACGACGGGUGAUUGUGAGCAAUGGGCAGAAAUAUUCCGAACCCAUUGGCGAGCUACAAGACGACAUAUGCUCAAGGCAAUCAACCAGAUAUCGUACCAGUCCAUCUUUGCGCUGUACUUGUUCGGCCAGACCCCGAUUCCCAUCGGAAUAUCUGAAGACGAACGGCUCGACGGUCUAAGCGGGAUGAUGUGCAUCCACGCAGCGCUCAAAAAUAUCCAGCAACUCCGGUCAAGGUUACGAAGCCGUGCAUUCGACAGCUCGGCAGAGCGCUUUGGCACUGGGCCACAGCCCGACACCCGGCACCUCACACUUACAUCCACGUAUAUCGAGUUGGAAAAUCGGGUGUUCUGGGCAGCAGUGGCCUGGGACACGGAACAUUCCCUCAUCUGCAAUGUGCGGUCGAGUUUGAGUACGGGGAUACGAGGAGCAUGCCGCGAACCCGCGUGGAUUCUGGCGCGAGGCUUCCUUCGCGACUCAUUCCACCCCGACUCGGAGAAAUGGAGAAGGGAAGACUUUGAAAUUACCGAGGAAAUCUCUAAACGGAUCGUGUCUGCCACCGGUGUCUGUCGUCUAUAUGUUUGGCGAACGAUUGCAUCUUUGAAAGAAGCACUCAUCGAAGGCGUGGACGAGGACAGCGUACAGCAUGGGUCCGACGCGGUGCUUGAUGGAUUAAAGACUUUCAAACAUACCAUUCAGCCUGCCCUAAACAAUUGCGAGAAAUGGCUUCAAUAUCUGAGUCAAGAAACUAGGCUGACCUGGUUUGGGGCUGUUCUGCAUUACUACUUAGGCAUUUUGAUUAUAGUCGAUGCCUUGGAGACUGCAGCUCGCGGGGACUUGUUAGAGCAGUACUCUGAUUAUGGAAUGAACGCAGAGCGAGAGUUAUUUAAUACUCUCAAAUUUGGUCUGGAGAACCGGUAUUGCAUAUCUCGUCCGGAGAAAGAAGUUAAUCCCUUUCAAGGUUCAUCCAAGCAAACCAGUACCGGAAUCCAAGCAUCACUUAUCGCUAUCGAUCCCUAUCCACACUACAUCCUUGCGUCUGUGCGAUUACUGGAUAUAGCCAUCGGCCGCAAGCGUCUUCGAGGUGACCUCGGCGAGUCAGCAUAUGUGAAUCUACGGGCUACGUUGAACAGCACACUUCAACAGCUGCCACAAGGUUCCAUGGAGGUUGCUCUUGCCAAGAAGAAAUUUCAACAAUCAACUCUAGAUCAUGGGUUGAACGGAGUUGACAGUUGA